CUCACACGUGAUCGGGCUUCGCACGCAGAGACUCGCGCGGUGUUUCGGAUCGGAUCCUUCAGAGACCCGCUAACGACCCGAGAGAGAGAGAGCGAGCUCCAUCUUCGGGCUCUGCAAAGCUCGGCGGCGGCGGCGAUGGAUCUACUGCCCGGCGAGGGCGGAGGGACGCCGUCUAUUGCCAGACGGCAGGGGUUCCGAUCGCUGAAGUUGGUGAAUUUCGCCAUGGAUGAACCGCUCCCGACUGAGCCCGUCGGUGUUGAAUAUGGCGUCCUCGAGAAUGGGCUCUCUUACUACGUUCGCUCCAACCCCAAGCCUCGUAUGCGCGCUGCCCUUGCACUCGCGGUCAAGGUCGGCUCAGUUUUGGAAGAUGAGGAGGAGCGCGGAGUUGCUCACAUUGUUGAACACCUUGCUUUCAAUGCAACAACAAAAUACACAAAUCAUGAUAUUGUUAAGUUUCUUGAAAGCAUUGGAGCUGAGUUUGGCGCUUGUCAAAAUGCACUCACUUCUUCUGAUGAAACUAUAUAUGAGUUGCUUGUUCCAGUAGACAAGCCUGGUCUCCUAUCGCAGGCCAUAUCUGUUUUGGCUGAAUUCAGCUCUGAGAUUCGGGUUGCGGCAGAAGAUCUUGAGAAAGAAAGGGGUGCUGUUUUAGAAGAAUAUAGAGGAGGGCGUAAUGCUGCAGGGCGGAUGCAGGAUGCUCAUUGGAUUCUAAUGUUUGAGGGCUCAAAGUAUGCAGAACGUCUGCCAAUUGGUUUGGAGAAGGUGAUACGAACAGUUACUCCUGAAACAGUUAAGCAGUUUUACAAGAAGUGGUAUCACUUGAGCAACAUGGCCGUAGUUGCUGUUGGGGAUUUCAAUGAUACACAGAGUGUAGUUGACUCAAUAAAGAUUCAUUUCGGGCAGAAAGUUCCCUCAUCUAUCAUUCCUGUCAUACCUGAUUUCCCUGUCCCAUCACACAAUGAACCACGAUUCUCAUGUUUUGUUGAGUCGGAAGCUGCUGGUUCUGCAGUAAUGAUCAGCUGUAAGUUUCCAGCUAGUGAUAUGAUAACUGUAAAGGAUUACAGGGAUUCACUAGCAGAAGCAAUGUUCCAUUGUGCUUUAAACCAGAGGUUCUUCAAAAUAGCACGCAGAAAAGAUCCACCAUACUUCUCAUGCUCUUCAGCUGCAGAUGCACUUGUUCAGCCUGUUAAAGCUUAUAUUAUGUCCUCAAGUUGCAGAGAAAAAGGAACUGUGGAUGCCCUUGAAUCGAUGCUGAUGGAGCUUGCUAGGGUUCGGCUUCAUGGGUUUUCUGAUCGUGAGAUAUCCAUUGUCCGUGCUUUGAUGAUGUCAGAAAUUGAAUCUGCCUACUUGGAGCGAGAUCAAAUGCAAUCCACAAGUCUGAGAGAUGAGUAUUUGCAGCAUUUUUUCCGAAAAGAGCCUAUUGUUGGAAUCGAGUAUGAAGCUCAGUUGCAAAAGACAAUCCUGGCUCAUAUUUCUCCAGCAGAAGUAUCCAAAUUUGCUGCAAAUUUCUGUACAUCAUGCAGUUGUGUGAUAAAGAUAGUGGAACCUCGUGCUUGCGCUAGAUUGGAAGACCUGAAAGCGGCCGUAUCAAAAGUCAAUGCAUUGGAGGGAGAUAGACAUAUUUCUCCAUGGGAUGAUGAACAUGUCCCAGAAGAAAUUGUUGGUGAGAAGCCACUACCAGGGAGCAUCAUAGAGCAGACUGAGCAUACAAGUAUUGAAACAACCGAGUUGCUUUUGUCAAAUGGCAUGCGGAUUUGCUAUAAGCGCACCAACUUUCUGGAUGAUCAGGUUAUUUUUACUGGUUUUGCAUAUGGUGGUUUAUCUGAACUGUCGGAAGAUGAAUACUUUUCUUGUUCCAUGGGAUCAACCAUUUCUGGAGAAAUUGGUGUAUUUGGUUAUAAACCAUCUGUUCUUAUGGAUAUGCUAGCUGGUAAAAGAGCUGAAGUAAGCACCAAAGUCGGGGCAUACAUGAGAACAUUUUCUGGCGAUUGCUCUCCUUCAGAUCUCGAAACUGCCUUUCAGCUUGUGUACCAACUAUUUACUACAAAUGUAGAGCCUAGAGAUGAAGAAGUGAAAAUUGUUAUGCAAAUGGCUGAAGAAGCUAUUCUUGCUCAAGAAAGGGACCCAUACAACACGUUUGCAAAUCGUGUCCGAGAACUAAACUAUGGAAAUUCCUACUUUUUCAGGCCAAUUAGGAUCAGCGACCUGAAGAAAGUUGACCCCAUAAAAGCAUGUGAAUAUUUUAAUAAUUGUUUUAAGGACCCAUCCACUUUUACUGUUGUAUUGGUUGGAAAUAUUGAUCCAGCUGUGUCUCUUCCUUUAAUUCUGCAGUAUCUGGGUGGAAUUCCAAAGUCCUCUGAACCAAUUCUAAAUUAUAACCGUGAUGACUUAAAAGGCUUGCCCUUCAAUUUUCCUGGAAAAAUUAUCAGAGAAGUUGUGCGCAGCCCUAUGGUGGAAGCCCAGUGUUCUGUCCAGCUAGCAUUUCCUGUGGUUCUAAAAAAUACUGCUAUGAUGGAAGAGAUCCAUUUUAUUGGAUUUCUCAGUAAACUUUUGGAGACAAAAAUUAUGCAAGUGCUCCGUUUCAAACAUGGACAGAUCUACUCAGUGGGUGUUUCUGUCUUCCUGGGUGGAAAUACACCUUCAAGAACAGGAGAUGUCCGUGGUGACAUAAGUGUAAAUUUUUCAUGUGAUCCAGAUAUCUCGUGGAAGCUCGUUGACCUUGCCUUGGAGGAGAUGCAUUAUCUUCAAGAUCAAGGCCCUUCAGAUGAGGAUAUCACUACUAUUCUUGAAAUUGAACAAAGGGCCCAUGAAAAUGGAUUGCAGGAAAACUAUUAUUGGAUGGACCGAAUUUUACGCAGCUAUCAGUCACGAGCCUAUUUUGGUGAUAUCAGUGCCUCGUUUGAGGUUCAAGAUGAAGGUCGGACAAAAGUUAGAAAUUCUUUGACACCAUACACAGCACAAUCAGCAUUGCAAAGACUACUGCCUUUUCCUUGCAGAAAGCAAUAUACAGUAGUGAUCUUAAUGCCUCAAGUAUCUCGCUUAAAGCUUCUGAUGCCAUUGUCUUUAUUUAAAUCAAGUGGAUUUAGCAGAGACGCAAAGAUUUUGGCUGCUGCAGCAGGUGCAGUGCUUGUAGGUUUCAGUUUGUGGAGGUACCUGCGAAGUUCUUUGAAUUCUUAGAAAACUAAAAUGCAGUGUUCCUCCAGGGUGGCAUUUCAUGUAGGAUUUAGAACAAGGUAACAGAAAACGGUAAUUCAAAUGACCAUCACGUCGGCGGAGCAGGUUUAAACUAUCUGAAUUCUUUGAUUCCUUUGGCAGCACAAUCAGAUUGUUUCAAGGGAAUCCUUGCAAGAUUUUAUCAAUGUAAUGUUUUGUGUGGGCUUUUGUUUACCCUAUGAAAAGGAUCACAUAAGCCUGUGAAAGCAUUCUAAAUAUACUGUUUGUAAAGCAGUUUGUACUUUUUAGGUUAGAAUAUCUCAAAGAAUAAUAACAAGGAUGUGUAUUCUACAGCUUUUCAGCAAGUUCUCUUGCUAUUAUUUACUUUUUUUUUGUUUUCUGCAAUGAUCCUUUUACUGAUCAUCUGA
This is a messenger RNA of Dioscorea cayenensis subsp. rotundata (Guinea yam), 3578 nucleotides long. Its product is annotated as zinc protease PQQL-like. The record is from RefSeq and is a predicted model, not a curated record. Gene Ontology annotation, biological process: proteolysis. The coding region runs from base 136 to 3174 and encodes 1012 amino acids. The transcript is spliced from 21 exons. NCBI's taxonomy places the organism in Eukaryota, Viridiplantae, Streptophyta, Magnoliopsida, Dioscoreales, Dioscoreaceae. Gene Ontology annotation, molecular function: metalloendopeptidase activity; metal ion binding.